This is a messenger RNA of Moneuplotes crassus, 2322 nucleotides long. The record is from the annotation of a GenBank genome assembly. NCBI's taxonomy places the organism in Eukaryota, Ciliophora, Spirotrichea, Euplotida, Euplotidae.
AAUUAAAUGAGCGAUAAUAGAGAGGAGAAUAAAGUUGAUAAUGUUGAUAUGGAGGAGGGGGAGAUGGAUCUUCAAAUGGAUCCUGAUGGAGAGGGAGAUAAUGACCAAGAUCCAGAAGAGCCAGAUGAAGAAAAUGAAGGUGAAGAUGAUGUUCCUGUUUAUGUAGAGAAAGAUUUCGUUGCUCAACUUCCAUAUGAGUCAGAAUUUAAGGAACAGAAUCUGAAGGAAGUUGAAGAUCUUAGUGUCAAAAAUACAAGAAAAACAAUUACUGUCAGAGUUUCAAGAAGGAGGUGAGAGUUCCACAGUGAUAAAUUCUUGCUCAAUGAUCGAGAGCCAACUGAAGCUCCUGUAGAGAUCAAGCCCAAGAAAAUUACUUCUCUAAUCAAGAAGAAAAUGGUUCUUGAUAUUGGACUCCAAGCUGCACGUACAAUGAAAACUUUCCAGUCUCAGACUACCCACAACAGAAAAGUCAACCUCAGCGUCCAGUACGACCCAACUGACUUCAUUUCAAGCAACCUCGAUAUCGACAAAAAUAAUGCGGAACAAAUGAGCAAGAUGGAGACUUUCUUCGAAAAAGUGGCUCCAAGAAUCGAAGAAGCUCUACAGUCCAACGAGCUCAUCAAUGUGUUCCAGGAUGACUUCGAAAUGCUCGGAGACAGAAAGACCAAGAGCGAGAAAAUGGCCAACCAGUCAAGCGAGCCUCUGCCCUUCUCUGACAUUGACCAUGGUAAGAACAAGAGUGCUUCAUGCAUUGCGUUCCAUCCUACGAAACCACACAUUCUGGCCCUGAGUCUCCUCGAGAACAUCAGCUUUGACGACAGAGCAGAGAUCUCAGGCAAGAGCUAUGAUUCGUCGAUCUUGGUGCUGAACUUCGCUGACCACCACAUCAUGCUGACUCAUGUGCUGCACACGACGAUCGAAGUGACGACAAUUUCGUUCCACCCAGACCACCCGAACCUGCUGUUCGGAGGCUGUCUGUCUGGCCAGGUCACUGUCUGGGACUUCACCGAUGAAACCACCAAAGUCAUCUCUGAAGAUGACAUGGACGCUGAAGACGCUGGAGGCGCUCGCGAGCAAGAAGAUGACGGCCAGGACAAGGCCACACAGUCUGUGACCGAGCUGAAGCCGGCUGCAAUGUCAGUGGUGGACCUGUCCCACAGAGCACAUGUGAGCGACUUGAAGUUUGUGCCACGAGGGAUCAAGGUUGACAGGAAGAAACCAUCAGGCGACAACAUAACACAUUUCAUAUCAAUAUCUGAAGACGGAAAUGUUAUUAUCUGGGAUUCUAGAGAUGUUUUUAAAGAUGCUAGAAGGAAAUUUGCAGGAGAAGUUAUCUGGAAACCAACUAUCUCAUUUACCUUGUUUAGUCUUGAUGGAAAUGGUGAACAAGGUCUUUCUAAGAUUUUGUUCCUAAGAAAUAAAGAGGAAACAUGCUUUUAUGCUGCUUCUGAUGAAGGAGAUCUUAUUCACGUAGAUUGGAGCAAGAGACCUACAGGAAAAGAAGAGAAUGAAUCUCAAAAGGUUGAAUUUAUGACUUCAAGAGAAAGCCAAAGAAAUUAUAGGCCUGUGCUAGCUCUCGAACAAUCUCCCUUCUUUGAUGAGCUUAUCAUGACAGUUCAUGAUUUCAAUUUUUGAAUAUGGAAUAUCAACCUUCCCGACUAUUCUGACCCAAUCUUCACUUCGUCCUAUACAUUUGGUGCUUACAACACAUGCGGGGUAUGGUCGCCAACGAGAGCGGGUGUAAUUUUCAUUUCAAAAACUAACGGAAUCGAUGUAUGGGAUUUCUUGGACCAAAGUCACAAGCCAUCAAUGUCUUUAGCCAGUGUUUCGAGUGUGAUCACCUACAUCACAUUCCAAGAGUACAAGCAGCAAGAUGGAAGCCAGUACCUAGCAUUUGGCGAAGAAAACGACGGCACAAUCUUCCUCUACAACGUGCCUCCUAAUUUGAAAAAUCCUCAAGGCGAUGAGAAGAAGAACGUCAGACAAUUCUGGGAUAAAUUCUGGCAAAGAGAAAUUGAAAAGUGCUUCUUCCAAAAAGAAAGAAGAGAAAUUAGACUCGAAGAGAAAGAAGCCCAAGAAGAAAAGGAAGCUGAAGAAGAAAUGAUGAGAGAACAAGAGAGACAAAAUAAUGACGAAGAAGCAGAGAUGCAGAAGGAAUUAGAGGAAGAAGACGAGUAUCAGCUCAUGAAACUGCAAUGCCAACUUGAGUUCGGAGCAAUAACGCAGGAGCAAUAUGACAAGGUUCUUGAAGAGAGGAAGAAAAAUAAAGAAUUUUAAGUAGCAUUUUAGCAACUUUGAUGAAGAUUAAUGGCAAGAUUCAAU